AGUUACCCAUAGCAGAACGUCACGGACGCCACUCCAUUCCUCAACCCCAAUUUCACUUGCGCUCUGGGUUCCGCCCUCCUCCUCUCUGGCAAAAACACUGAAUCAGCAAAUUCUACCACUAUUCUGCUUCAAUUAUCGCUGCGAAAGGGUUGGAGGUUUUAGGGAGAAAUGAAAAGCCGGUCGCAUCGGCUUCCAAUAUCGGAACCCCACCACGACGACUGGGUGGAUGGGUCAUGGACGGUGGACUGCAUUUGCGGUGUGAAUUUUGACGACGGUGAGGAGAUGGUGGACUGCGAUGAGUGCGGGGUUUGGGUGCACACGCGCUGUUCGCGCUAUGUCAAGAGUGAGAAAUCUUUUUCUUGCGAUAAGUGCAAGAGCAAGAACAGUGGGAGUGGCGGUGGUGCUGGUAGCGGCGGCGUGCGGAAUGACAGCGAGGAGACGGAGGUGGCGGAGUUUCUAGUCGAGUUGCCCACCAAGACGUUGAGGAUGGAUAAUCCGAAUCCAGCAAGAAACUCGAUGUCGCGUAGGCCAUUUAGGCUUUGGACUGACAUUCCAAUGGAGGAGAGGGUUCACGUGCAAGGGGUGCCUGGUGGUGAACCUGGGUUGUUUUCGGGAAUGAAAAUGUCUUCGGUGUUUGGUCCUGAGUUAUGGAAAUGUACUGGCUAUGUUCCGAAAAAGCUUAAUUUCAGGUAUACUGAAUUUCCAUGUUUGAGUCAUGGUAAGAUCGAGGAAAAGAAAGAAGAGGAGCUGGAUAAGACAAGUGGUGAAGAUAAUGCACAUCAAGCUGAUAAUAAUGCUGGGGUGUUAUUCUCUUUCACAAAGGAGAAUGAGAAUACCUUGCCUACUCCAAUAGUGGAUUCUCAUGGUGUAAAAAGCCCCGAUGAAGGCGGUGGGUGUCAUGAGGUGGUGUCUUCAAGACAGAAGAAGUUGGAUGGUCAAAAUCUGGAUUUUGGAUGCCCUGAAGAUAGCAUGAAGAAGGAGAGUAUCUCAGUGCCCAUUGUAUUGCACUCUGGAAAGCGCAAGAAAGAGGAACUUAAGGAUCAAAACGUAAAGAAAAAGGGGAGGACUAUCGAGAAAGAGGGAGAUAUCAGAAAGCGGGCUACUCAUUCUUCCAAAGCAGCUUCAGCAUGUGAUGCAAAACACUUGGCAUUUUCUCAAGACAGAGGCUCCAAGGCUGUCAGCGAUGAUACUCGAUGCAGCAAAGAUUUGCUUGGUGAUCAGCUAUCAGACGGUCUUGGUGAGUGUGCUACCAACUUAGCAUCAAAUGAGCAUGGUCUAGAGUCCACCCUCAGAAAUGAUGUUUCAAGUGAUGAAGUAUCAAGGGGAGGGAAUAGAGUAGAUCAAGUACCUGUGGGAUCUGAGAAUUUCUCUAAAACCAAUAAUGGUGUGGAGUCAUUGACACAACUUAAUGGUUCCCGGAGCACUCCUGUAAAAGAAGAGGUUCCUGGAGAUACUGCCAAGGGCUGUGGGGAUGUUGGACGAGUUACUGGAGGAAUUUCACAUGAGGAGCGUGUGGCUGUGGAUGUGGAUAUUGCUGGUACAGAUGCUAACGAAAAUAGAGAUGGCCAAGAUUCAGACAUUGAUGAGGCCUACUCACGCCCUAAUAAGAAAAUAAAAGGUGAACUAGAUGCUGAUGAUCGUGGACGUUGUCAUGUUGAGUAUCCACCUCCGAAUGAUGUGAAGUCAGACUCCAUGAAAGCCAUCACUCAAUAUCCGGAAUCGUCUCUUAAGGUGUUCUCUGAAGAAGGUAAAGUGAUUGAGAAACCAGUCAUAAGUUCAGAAGCUAGUGAACCCAAGAUGCUCCAUGCAAGCAGGAGCCAAACCCUGAGUACUAGAACAGAUAAAUCUGAUGAUUCACUUGAUACUCUCUAUCAAUCCAAGCGAGAACCUACAGGUUCAGAAGGUCCAAUGGCAGCAAGGAAAAGGUCUUUGGGACUUAAACAUAGUUCAGAAGUGGCUGAUGAUUUGCUUAAAUCAAAUGGCACAGCCAGGAGUCAUUCAACAGCUUCUUAUCAGCGCAAAGCAGUGUUUUCUCUGGCAAAAUCUGCUUCAACUUCAGGUGGUAUUUCGUCCAAAUCCUCGGACAAUCGCGUGGCUGCAACUUCCCAAAACCCUUCUAUUCACAAUAGACAGAAGGAAUUGUCUGAAAGCAAUGCAGGAACUUUGAAAGAAAAUGCUUCCGCUGAUACAGUUGAGCAUGAGGAAAAAUGUGGGAGGCCAAAGAAAUUAGUAAAAGAAUCUUCGAAGUCGAACUCUUUGUCAAAAAUAUCAGACCCAACUAAAUUGUCACAAACAUCUGAUUCCAAGAGAUUGCUAUCUGAUUCAAAGGAUUCCAGCAUUCACUCUUCUUCUAAAGCACCAUUAGUGCCGAAUAUGCCAUCUAAUCGUGUUUCUGGUGAGUGUGCCAGUACACUGCAGAUUGAAGGUGCUUUAAAUGUGCAGAACAAAGCUGCAGCUUCAGCUGUACCUGGCAAAAGUGAAAAGGUUUAUCAGUCAGGCAGUCACCCGUCAUCUAGAGGAAAUGUGACUUCAAUGAAUGCUCUAGCAGCCUCGAAUAUUCCUGCAACCUUGAGCGAUGAAGAGCUUGCGUUACUUCUACAUCAAGAACUCAAUAGUUCUCCAAGAGUUCCUAGGGUGCCACGGAUGCGUCAUGCUGGCAGUUUACCUCAGUUAACAUGUCCAAGUGCGACAAGCAUGCUGAUGAAGCGAACAUCCAGUGGAGGAAAAGAUCAUGGCAUGGCUUCUAGAAGGAGGACCAAGGAUUUUUCUGGAGAAGGCUCGCAUGGUUCUCUAGAGGCUGACAAUGAAGCUAAGAAGAUGGAGAGAAAGCCGUCUUCUCCAGAUAACAGGAGGCGAGAUUCUGGUUGCCCCGCAGAUCUGCUUUCCAGAAAGGAAGCAGAUGGUGGUCCAGUUAAAAGUGUGCAGUCCAUGAAGAAAACAAAUGUAAGCGGCUCUUUGUCAUCACCCAGUGAUUCCAAUGGACACAAUUUAUUAUCUAGUCGCUCCUCAUCGAGGAACGCCUCUGAUGAUGAUCCACGGAUGGUUAGCCGUCUAACAAAUCGAACUUUACCUGGUUUGAUUGCUGAGAUUAUGAGUGAAGGGAAACGUAUGACAUAUGAAGAACUCUGUAAUGCAGUUCUACCGCAUUGGCCUAAUCUAAGGAAGCAUAAUGGAGAACGUUAUGCAUAUUCAAGUCACUCCCAGGCUGUACUUGACUGCUUAAGGAAUCGAAGUGAAUGGGCUCGAUUAGUUGAUCGUGGUCCAAAGACGAGUGCGAGCAGAAAGCGACGCAAACUUGAUGCUGAUUCCAUGAGCAUCGAGUCAGAGGAUAAUGAAGAGAACAGAGUGAAAAAUGCGAAGGAUGUUGGGAGUAAGAGUUUUGAGUCACACCAGGAAGACUUCCCAAAAGGUAAGCGGAAAGCCAGAAAGCGCAGGCGACUUGCUUUACAGGGAAGAGGUAUCGUCAGGAGGAGACGUAGGGCUGAUGUUGUUAGCGACGACGAAAGUGAGUCCUUUUCUAAUUCUAGUGAAGACAGUAUGUCCAGUGAAGAAGAAAUACAGGGCGGCGGAACAUCUAUAGUUGGGAGUGAGGCCUCUGCGAGCUCAGAUGAGGUCCGGUAGAUCUUAUCAUAGUAAAAUGCCCUCAUGUAUGGCUGAGCUUCUUGGCUCAACUUAGUCAGCAGCUGCUUGGUCUUAUUUUGGUGUAAGUUCCCAUAGCGUGUAGAAUUGUCUGCUUAAAUACCUCAUACACCUUUCUGUGCUAUCUGCUUUAGUGUUUGAUGAAGUAGAAGGUUCCCGUCGGUGUAAUGCUGUUGUAAAUAUAGGAUGCAUAGUCUGAAUGUGGCCAUGUAAGGUUUCUAUUCGUUAGUCAUUAGUAUAACUAGAGUAGUCUGUAAUUAGAAUCUUCAACCUAGAGUUGUUUGUUCUGCUUGAGUUUUUAGGUUUAGCAAUCUUAUCCUCAACCUGCAUUGCCUUUGUAUGAAACUUCAUUGAAAUAUUAGCAAAUGGGAAGCAGAAAAAUCUAAACGGGAUGCUUUGGUA
Messenger RNA from Sesamum indicum (sesame), 4041 nucleotides. RefSeq names its product RING/FYVE/PHD zinc finger superfamily protein. NCBI's taxonomy places the organism in Eukaryota, Viridiplantae, Streptophyta, Magnoliopsida, Lamiales, Pedaliaceae. The record is from RefSeq and is a predicted model, not a curated record. Gene Ontology annotation, cellular component: nucleus.